AUGAAGCGGUCGUGUGCGAGUUUUGGAAACGAUCGAUGCGCGUGUAUUCCGAUGCGAAAGUUCACUUCGAACGCAAUUACGCGCUUUUUUGAGCGUUUCAACCUUCGCGCGUCGCCGUUCCACGACGCGCGACCGAUUUCGAAUUUUAUUUUAUUUUCUUCGUUUGUUUAUUUGAUACGCUCCGCUUCGUCCGUCGUCUUAUCGAGGAGGAUCGAUUUUACGUUCGAAGAAGCCGUCCAAAAGACAACGAAAUCUGGUACCAAAUCCAAGGGUGGCCAAGCCGGUGUCGGCUACAAGGGUUCCACCGAAGCCGGUUCCGCCCCGAAGAGACGCGACGGUAAGGCUGGCUACGUCUACUCCUUGGGCGUCCGCAACGGCAAGGCGAACGUCGACGAAUACUCCCCGAUCUACUCACCGGAAGAAUUCAAGACGGACGGCGACAAGUACGAAGGUAACUUGCUGUACUGGGCGGCUACGCUCGCCGGUAUCAUCGGUUCCGGUGCGCUCGCCAUCUACUUGACUUCCGCCUUGUAA
Bathycoccus prasinos is the source of this 534-nucleotide messenger RNA. RefSeq lists its product with no specific name. Gene Ontology annotation, biological process: photosynthesis. Gene Ontology annotation, cellular component: thylakoid membrane; photosystem II; photosystem II oxygen evolving complex. The coding region runs from base 1 to 534 and encodes 177 amino acids. The record is from RefSeq and is a predicted model, not a curated record. The transcript has 2 exons. NCBI's taxonomy places the organism in Eukaryota, Viridiplantae, Chlorophyta, Mamiellophyceae, Mamiellales, Bathycoccaceae.